Molecule: messenger RNA, 2553 nt
Organism: Psammomys obesus (fat sand rat)
Lineage: Eukaryota; Metazoa; Chordata; Mammalia; Rodentia; Muridae
Gene: Cdk5r2
Product: cyclin dependent kinase 5 regulatory subunit 2
Exons: 1
Coding region: 111-1238 (375 amino acids)
Biological process (GO): brain development; activation of protein kinase activity; positive regulation of cyclin-dependent protein serine/threonine kinase activity
Cellular component (GO): protein kinase 5 complex; cytoplasm
Molecular function (GO): cyclin-dependent protein serine/threonine kinase activator activity; protein kinase binding
Source: RefSeq, a predicted model, not a curated record
GCGCCCCCCCGCCCCCCACCGCCGGGUCCCCCGGGGCUGCAGCAGCAGCGGCAGCGGCGCCGCCCGCGGUUCCCGCCGGGGCCCGGGCGCCGGCCCCCCGGCUCUGCAGGAUGGGCACGGUGCUGUCGCUGUCCCCCGCUUCCUCGGCCAAGGGCCGGAGGCCGGGAGGGCUGCCGGAGGAGAAGAAGAAGGCGCCGCCCGCGGGGGACGAGGCGCUGGUGGGGGGCUACGGCGCGCCGCCGGCGGGCAAGGGCGGCAAAGGCGAGAGCCGGCUCAAGCGGCCGUCCGUGCUCAUCUCGGCGCUCACCUGGAAGCGCCUGGUGGCGGCCUCGGCCAAGAAGAAGAAAGGCAGCAAGAAGGUGACGCCCAAGCCGGCGUCCGGAGGCGCCGACCCGCUGGUCCAGCAGCGCAACCGCGAGAACCUUCUCCGCAAGGGCCGCGACGCCUCCGACGGUGGCGGAGCGGCCAAACCCCUGGCCGUGCCGGUGCCCACGGUGCCCUCGGCCGCCGCCCCCUGCGAGCCCCCGUCGGGGGGCAGCUCGGCCGCCCCUCCGCCGGGCUCGGGCGGGGGCAAGCCGCCGCCGCCUCCGCCCCCUCCCCCCCCGGCCCCGCAGGCGGCGGCUCCCCCUCCGGCCCCCGGGGGCUCCCCUCGCCGGGUCAUCGUGCAGGCGUCCACCGGCGAGCUGCUCCGCUGCCUGGGCGACUUCGUGUGCCGCCGCUGCUACCGCCUCAAGGAGCUGAGCCCCGGCGAGCUGGUGGGCUGGUUCCGCGGCGUGGACCGCUCGCUGCUGCUCCAGGGCUGGCAGGACCAGGCCUUCAUCACCCCGGCCAACCUGGUGUUCGUGUACCUGCUGUGUCGCGAGUCGCUGCGGGGGGACGAGCUGGCGUCGGCUGCCGAGCUGCAGGCCGCCUUCCUCACCUGCCUCUACCUCGCCUACUCCUACAUGGGCAACGAGAUCUCCUACCCGCUCAAGCCCUUCCUCGUGGAGCCCGACAAGGAGCGCUUCUGGCAGCGCUGCCUGCGCCUCAUCCAGCGGCUCAGCCCGCAGAUGCUGCGGCUCAACGCCGACCCCCACUUCUUCACGCAAGUCUUUCAAGACCUCAAGAACGAGGGCGAGGCCGCGGCGGGAGCCGGGGGGCCGCCGGGAGGGAGCGCGCCGUCCGCCCCCUCCGCCUCGGCCGCCAGGGACAGCUGCGCGGCCGGAGCCAAGCACUGGACUCUGAACUUGGACCGCUAGGGAGACCCAGGGGCCCGUCCCCCGCGUCCCCCCAUCCACCCCACCCCUCCCCAGCCCCUCACGCACACCCGGGACCCUCUCCCCCAUCCUCACCCCCACCCCGGGACCAUCCAGCCACCGCCGCUCUGACUGCUGUCCUCUACGAUGCCCAGGCCGGGCGGGGGGGGGGGGGGGUGGCCGAGGAGGAGCCGCCCCUGUCCCGCAGGGGAAGGUGGAGGCUAGGACGCCGGAGGCCAUGGUGUCUGGAUUCGCUGGGCUUGGGGUGGGCGUGGGGGGACGAGCGCGGGAAGGGCGCCCCCGACUUCGUCCACCCUUUCCCCCCGUCUGUCUGCGCCUCCAUCUUUCCAUUUCUGCCCCUGCCCGGGUCUCUCCCCUCUUCCCCGCUGUGGGCAUCUCAAAGUCCGCCCCCCACCCCCCACCCCAACUCCCUGGGUUUCGUCCGGUUCCUCACCUUUUCUGUGUCUUCAUCCUUCCUCCAGUCUACAGCUCCCUCUCUCUGCCUUGCCAUUGGCCCUCCCUGGGCUCUGCCCUUCUCCGCCUUACCCCGGGCCUGACGGGACCCCCAUGGCCCUCCCUGCUUCCCUCGCACCUGUGUUCCCGUGUACCCUUCUUGUUCUUUUUCCUUCUUCUGGUCAUAUGUCACCACCUUCCCCUCCUCUCUUCUUCCCCUCCCCCUGCUUGUGUCAUCCUGCCCUUCUCCCUCUAACCCCUAGACUCCACACCCCUCUCCCCCAGACCAAAAAGACCCUUAGUUUUUUUUUUUUUUUAUUUGGAUAGACUCAAGUGGACAAGCGAUUGCAGUCCCACGUGCCCAGGCAAAGAUCAGGGUGAUCCUUUUCCUCACCCCCACAGCCUCUCCCCACCUUUGCCAACGUGUUGCAUGCUGGGAGCUGAAGGGGAAAGGGCUGCUCGCCUUCAUUCAGGAGGCUGAGAUUUGAGGGCAAGAUCCAACCCGGUAGACCACCCCGCUUGCCGCGGCCCUGUCUUCUCUGUGGAUGGUCAGAAAAAGAAAGAAAACUCUUCUCGUUCUGGGGGAGGGGCGUCCCCUUCCUUAUCUUUAGAUUUCUUGUUCUAUCUCCUCCCCACACUUUAAUUUAUUUCGCUGUUUCAGGAGGGAGGGUGGGAGGGUAGGGGGCUGGGCCGGGAAUUGUCCGUGGUGCUGAGCUGGGCGGGACCGGAAUACUGGGAGAGUACCAGGGACUGGGUUGAGCCUGGGGCCCUGUCCAAGGUGCCAAUGAUGCGGGCCGGACGGCGCAGGCCGCACUGUUUGUCCGUCUGUCCUGGAGAGAACUAUAAAGCGCUGGGAGCGCCUACA